Messenger RNA from Sinocyclocheilus anshuiensis, 2614 nucleotides. Its product is annotated as cdc42-interacting protein 4 homolog. Gene Ontology annotation, biological process: signal transduction. Gene Ontology annotation, molecular function: protein binding. The record is from RefSeq and is a predicted model, not a curated record. The coding region runs from base 271 to 1857 and encodes 528 amino acids. Lineage: Eukaryota; Metazoa; Chordata; Actinopteri; Cypriniformes; Cyprinidae. The transcript has 14 exons.
ACUGGAUCCGGCGGCUCCUUUAAGAAUUAGGGAUCUGGGAGUGACGCGGCAAUGAAAUCCAGUUGAUCCCUCUCUCGCUUCGAGACGAAAAGUAUUUGUGCCACCGCAAAGUAGCUGGCGCUGGAGAUCCGUCGCAAUUUGUUCAGCGUUGAGCGUGAAUGUGGGAAAAGAAAUGACUCGCUUUCUUUGAUCCUGUUUUGAACAUCUGCUACUCUUGUAAGUUGGGAUAACUUUUCAGCCUAAUAGAGUGGAGUGCUAGGAGAGCUGAACAUGGACUGGGGCACUGAGCUUUGGGACCAAUGUGACAUCAUUGAUAAACACACACAAUCUGGGCUGGACCUGGUGGAGAAAUAUGUGAAGUUUGUAAAGGAGCGAACAGAAAUCGAACAGAAUUACGCCAAGCAGCUAAGGAAUUUAACCAAGAAAUACAGCCCUAAACGAGGCAGCAAAGAAGAGCAGGAAUGCAGGUUCUCCAAUCAUCAGGCCUUUCUGGACAUACUGAAUGAGAUGAACGACUAUGCGGGCCAGAGGGAGCUGAUCGCUGAGAACAUGAUGAUCAAUAUCUGCAUCGAGCUCACAAAGUACCUGCAGGAGCUCAAACAGGAGCGCAAGAUGCAUCUGUCAGAAGCCAAGAAAGCACAACAGUCUCUGGAGGGCACCUACAAGCAGCUUGACAAUAGUAAAAAGCGAUUUGAGAGGGAGUGGAGAGAAGCAGAGAAGGCUGCUCAAUGUGCAGAGAAAACAGAUCAGGACCUCAAUGCCACCAAAGCCGAUGUGGAAAAGGCCAAACAGCAGGCGCAUAUGCGAACGCACAUAGCAGAGGAGUGUAAAAACGACUACGCUUCACAACUUCAGAAGUACAACAAAGAACAGAAUCAGUUCUACUUCACGGACAUGCCUCUUGUUUUCAAUAGGCUGCAGGACAUGGAUGAACGGCGUAUCAAAAAGUUGGCGCAGGGUUACAUCCUGUUUGCAGACACGGAGCGUCACGUCAUGCCCAUCAUUGGGAAGUGUCUGGAGGGCAUGACCAGAGCUGGCACGAAUGUCAACGAGAGUAAUGACUCUGUGGUUCUUAUAGAGCAACACAAGUCUGGCUUCGAGAGACCAGGAGAUGUGGAGUUUGAGGAUUACAGUCAGGGCAUCAACCGGGCCUCCUCGGACAGCAGCCUGGGCACUCCUAAAGGUCCUCUAGAGUUGCUCGGCAAGAACAAGAAUAAAACAUUCCGGUUGUUCAAUAAGAAGAGCAAGCCUGUGGACACAGAGGGCUUCACCCAUCUUCCUCCUGAGCAGCGCAGGAAACGCUUGCAGCAGAAGAUCGAUGACAUCAGCAAGGAGCUGCAGAAGGAAAUGGAUCAGAGUGAGGCUUUGGGUAAAAUGAAAGAUGUCUAUGAAAAGAACCCUCAGAUGGGAGAUCCUGCCAGUUUGGCACCUCAGAUCACUCAGACGGCACAAAACAUGGAAAGACUGAGAGGAGAACUCAGCAAAUAUGAGUCCUGGCUCGCAGAAGCAGGGGGCCGAGGAGACUCGAUACGAUACUCGACACACUCUCUGAACAAUAACGGUGCUCAUAACCCCAGCAGUCCUGGAACUAUCUCAGAUGACACAGACUCUUCCCAGGCCAUCUACACUGAAUUUGAUGACGACUUUGAGGAAGAGGAACUCGCUGCACCUAUUGGUCAAUGCACAGCACUCUACAAUUUCCCAGGCUCCAGUGAGGGAACCAUCUCCAUGCAGGAAGGGGAGGUGCUGUCUGUAGUGGAGGAGGAUAAGGGAGACGGAUGGACACGAGUGCGCCGGAACAACGGGGACGAGGGCUAUAUCCCAACUUCUUACGCUACCAUCACUCUUAAUAAAUGACCUCAUCCCCUUUCCACCCGCUGCAGCAGUGAUGCACUAUACCAAACACUAUGAGUUGCUUCAGAUUACCACUCAUGUCCCAACAUGGCUUGCUGCUCCUCUCAGAGGGAUCAUUUAAGGGGGAAUCACUGCACAUUGGGCUAAUACACUCCUCCUCUAAGGAUGAAUGAGUAUCUCAGGGUGUGUAUUAUGUGAGUAAAUGAGGUAGAGAAGGUUGGAAUAAUUUUUCUCCUUAUUUUGCAUGAAAAACGAUGCAGCAGGGUGCCAUGUAUAAAUGCAGCUAUUGCUCAACAGACACAUCAGUUCCUGUGGUGACUCUUAUGGUGACUUUUGAUAGCAGUCUAUCAGCAGAGCUGAGAUAUUUUGUCUGACCAUGAUCCACUCAACGUGUCCUUCACUAAGAUCUUCCAUCUGCAACUUGAUGAUGUGAUUCUGCGUCUGGAGCGAAAAGCGUAACUCUCCGCUGGCAGAAAUCCAGCAGCGUUUUAACUUGAAGUAUUUGCUUUGAUGAUCCGAGUGGCCAAAACUUACGUUUUACAGCAGUAAGUGUUGCAUAUGCUUCCUUAAAUGUGCAGUAACAUGAAUACCACAUCUACGAGUCAAUAAGACCUAACAUUUUUGUCUAUAGAAAAUACUGAGCUCCCAAGUAAUAUUAAGUAACUCCCUCUUUCUUUAUUUUUUAAGACUGUUACACAAAUACACAAGUUGACAUACUCAGCAAUAUUAUGACAAUCAAAGUCUCAAUCUGAAGAAAAAG